Molecule: messenger RNA, 714 nt
Organism: Cryptococcus wingfieldii CBS 7118
Lineage: Eukaryota; Fungi; Basidiomycota; Tremellomycetes; Tremellales; Cryptococcaceae
Product: histone H1/5
Exons: 6
Coding region: 1-714 (237 amino acids)
Biological process (GO): nucleosome assembly
Cellular component (GO): nucleosome
Molecular function (GO): DNA binding; structural constituent of chromatin
Source: RefSeq, a predicted model, not a curated record
AUGGCCGUCAAGAAGACCACUACCGUCGCUGCUUCCAAGAAGCCUGCUGCUCACCCCACUUUCCUCUCCAUGAUUCAGGAUAAAAGCCAACUGACACAUUCUCUUUUGCAGGAGUGCAUCACCAACAACAAGGAAGAUGUCCGCAAGGGUGUCUCCAGGCCUGCCAUCAAGAAGUACCUUGCCGAAACUUUCAAGCUCGACAUGAGCUCUGCGGCAAACAUCAACAACCUCAACAGCGCGAUCAAGCGAGGAGCUGAGAAGGGCGAGCUUAUCCUCCCUUCCGGUACUGCUGGAAAGGUCAAGAACGCUCCCAAGCAGAAGAAGGCUUCCGACGACAAGGAGAAUGUCGCCCCUACCACCAAGAAGGCUGCUCCCGCUAAGAAGGCUACCACUGUCACCAAGAGUGCCUCCAAGCCCGCUGUCAAGGCCGCCGCUCCCGCUGGCAAAAAGCCCGCUGCAAAGAAGGCGUCCACUACCACCAAGGCUGCUCCUAAGGCCGCCCCCAAGGCUGCUUCUACUACCAAAGCCGCCCCUAAGAAGACUGUGGCGAAGAAGGCUGAGAAACCUGCUGCCAAGAAGACUUCUGCGCCCAAGAAAGCCCCUGCUGCCAAGGCCGCUGCUGGAGCGAAGAAGACCUCUGCGCCCAAGAAGGCCCCAGCUGCCAAGGCUGCCGCUGCCCCUAAGAAGGCCAAGAAGGUCGCCACUAAGGCUUAA